AUGGGAGUGGGGGUGUCAGAGAACAGCCAGAUGCGCCAAGGUCCACCCACUUCCCCCGCGCUGCUGUAUAAAAGGGAGCGGUGGAGCGCAGCUCGGCAGUGGUUACCCCAGGCACACAAAGAAGGAGCUCUCGCUCCUGAGCGAGCCCUCAGGAAACCGUGCAAGUUCGGAUCGCUACUACCACAACAUUUGUCUCAGUGGAUUAUCCUCACUGUCAGGAGUUCAGCCAGAAUGAAAGUGGUUCACGUAGCCCUGCUCUAUCUCGGCUCUGUGACCUUCCUCGGGGUGGAUGCUGCUGCAAGGGUGGACGUUGCGACAGAGUUCAAAAGAAAAUGGACGAAAUGGGCACUGAGCCGAGCCAAGCGGGACGUGAAGCCUUCGGGCACGCUCCGAGGGCUGGGCCCCCCCCCCGCCGUGCAGCCCCUCAUACGGAGCCAGGACGUGAAGGAGGAUCCUCCUCUCUCGCAUCCCAGGUAAUUUCUAGUCCUCUCUGGGCUCGGACACUUGCUGAGGACAACGGAAAGUCUCAGGGUCCCCUUGUUUCCGGGUAUUUUGCUCCUUUUCGCUAUGGAUUUCCCAAGCCCCAGGGACAGGUCUUGCAGGGGCUACACAAAGCGCUGAAAGCAGCCUCCCACAUCCCUUUCCCCGCGCACUUCAGCUGGCGGGAGAUAGCAGCGCCUUUACUGUGAA
Molecule: messenger RNA, 690 nt
Organism: Struthio camelus australis
Lineage: Eukaryota; Metazoa; Chordata; Aves; Struthioniformes; Struthionidae
Source: RefSeq, a predicted model, not a curated record